GAGAUAUGAGCGUGAACAUUUCACAUCAGAUUAAAAAAUAGACUAUAUAUUUGUAAAUUGAAGAACUUAGCGAUGUGUGAGGUACAGAAGCUGCUCGACGAACUCUGUCAGACCUUCACGAAGUUCAAGGAGAUGAGGCGGACCGAGAUGAUCAAUGUGUUGAAUCAGGUGCGGUGCUGCGAGUGCGGCCACAAGAUGCGUCUACAGAAUGCCAGGCAUCUACGAGGUGCGUCGCUGACAAUAAAGCUGGUGCUGAGCUGCUUCAGUUUUCUGCUGCUGCUGGCCCUCUAUAUGGUGUAUGUGGCCCGGCGUUAUAAUCAUGUGCGGACCUACGGCAGCAGUGCCUGUGUCUCAACCUUCUUCUACACCUACACGGAUUGUGAUGUGUUCUUUUAGUGCCGAUUGAUCUGCCAUAUUUAUAUUUAUAUUUUGUAUUAAAUACGACUGUUGCGACUGAGACAGUCUGUCUGUGUGUAGCUUGCUUUAA
Molecule: messenger RNA, 487 nt
Organism: Scaptodrosophila lebanonensis
Lineage: Eukaryota; Metazoa; Arthropoda; Insecta; Diptera; Drosophilidae
Exons: 1
Coding region: 73-396 (107 amino acids)
Source: RefSeq, a predicted model, not a curated record